Messenger RNA from Vitis riparia (riverbank grape), 1071 nucleotides. Its product is annotated as GDSL esterase/lipase CPRD49. The transcript is spliced from 6 exons. Gene Ontology annotation, molecular function: hydrolase activity, acting on ester bonds. Bases 101 to 871 code for a protein of 256 amino acids. Lineage: Eukaryota; Viridiplantae; Streptophyta; Magnoliopsida; Vitales; Vitaceae. The record is from RefSeq and is a predicted model, not a curated record.
UCUGCUUCAUUCCCACUCGGUCAGUUCUCACGCAUCUCACAAGUUCGUCUCUUCCGGUGGAAAACCUGCCGGCGGUGAAGGUGACGGCGCCGGCGCCGAGAUGGUUGGACCACAGAGGCCUCAGUUCGUUCUCUUUGGAUCGUCCAUUGUGCAACUCAGCUACGCCAAUGGCGGUUGGGGUGCCAUACUCUCUGAUGUCUACGCUCGUAAAGCAGACAUAGUGUUGAGAGGAUAUUAUGGUUGGAACUCCCGGCGAGCUGUCGAGGUCCUUCAUCAAGUUUUUCCUAAGGAUGCUGCCGCACAACCUUCUUUAGUGAUAGUCUAUUUUGGUGGUAAUGAUUCAAUGGGGCCUCAUUCAUCUGGCCUAGGCCCUCAUGUACCACUUCCAGAAUAUAUUGAGCACAUGAGAAGCAUUGCAGUUCAUCUCCAGAGCCUUUCAGAUACCACACGUGUCAUUUUUCUCAGUUGUCCUCCUGUCAACGAGGCAAAAGUUCGAGAAGGCGUGAGUGGAAUAUUUAGUGAGCUAGUACGAACAAAUGAGUUAUGCAGACAGUAUUCAGAAGCUUGUAUAGAGCUGUGCCAGGAGGUGGGUGUGAAGGUUGUUGAUCUUUGGACUGCAUUUCAGAAAAGAGAUGAUUGGUUAAAUGCUUGCUUCACAGAUGGGGUUCACUUAUCUGCUGAGGGAAGCAAGAUAGUUGUGGAGGAGAUACUGAAGGUGUUGAAGGGAGCUGAAUGGGAGCCAAGUCUACACUGGAAGUCCAUGCUCACUGAAUUUGGGGAUGACUCCCCAUAUGAUCUUGUGGCUUUUGAUGGAAAGACGACCUUGAAUCCCUCGGAUUGGACUUUCCACAGGGAGAUUCAAUGGGACUAAGCUACCAGGCCAUCUUUUGCCUAUGUUUCCUACAUGGGAAUACUCCCCCAAAACUAAAAAACAAAACCACUAUAUAUCUUCAUUGCCCGGGACAUGCAAAAGAGAAAAAAAAAGGGAAAAUAGAACAGAACUGGAGAUUGACAGAUGAAGAAGUAUAUUUAUAUAUUUUAUAGUGCUAUUGCUUAUUUGAUAUGCCUAAA